CUGUGUAUUCUGGGAUAUUUGCUGUUUAUUCAAACCGUUUCUGUGUGUCUAUUUGAUUAGUGUGAUUACUGGUUAAAUAUUGUUUUAUUUGAUUAAACUCUUCACGUAACGAAUGCGUUUUAAGUAGCUAAUACCAGUCCAAGAGCUGUUACCUUUCCACUAAUGUCAUUGGCUACCGCAUUCAUUCCAACCAUUAUUCUUCGACUCUGAGCAACACAAGAUAUUCUUACAUAUAACCAUGACAACGACGAUAAUCUUCCUGUUUUUAUCUGUUGUUGCGACUGAGAAAAUCCCAAUACCAUACAACAUAAUUAGAGACUUUAAAGGAAUUGUACCAGUGAAGAUAUUUACGGCAAACGAACUCAAAGACUAUGGAGGGGCUGAUCCCACCAAACCCAUUUAUUUGGCCUUAAAAGGAGUCGUCUUUGAUGUAUCCACUCGCAGAGAAUUCUACGGAAAGAAUGCAGUAUAUAACCGAUUAGUCGGAAGAGAUUCUACCAAUGCUGUGGCUAAAAUGAGCCUCCAUGAAACAGACGUCAGUAAAGCACACGACAUUAGUGAUUUGAGUGAAACCCAAUUGAAGGAUCUGGAAGAGAUAUUUCACCAAGUUUAUUUGGCGAAGUACCCGAUCGUUGGAUUUAUGGAUUAUUUGCUGUCUGUCGAAGAAUUUGCCAAACAGAUAAAGCCUCAAGAUGAGCUGUAAAAGGAGGUUCCACAAGAAUUCUUUUACUCUUUUACUUGUCUCAGUCAUUUGACUGUGGCCAUGCUGGAGCACUGCCUUUAGUCGAGCAAAUCGACCCCAGGACUUAUUCUUUGUA
This is a messenger RNA of Octopus sinensis (East Asian common octopus), 818 nucleotides long. Its product is annotated as neudesin-like. Gene Ontology annotation, cellular component: endomembrane system; membrane. Bases 239 to 703 code for a protein of 154 amino acids. The record is from RefSeq and is a predicted model, not a curated record. NCBI's taxonomy places the organism in Eukaryota, Metazoa, Mollusca, Cephalopoda, Octopoda, Octopodidae. The transcript has 4 exons.